AAAGGCCAGGGGGCGCGCGACUGCGGAGGGAGCUCAGGCGGCCCCAAAGCCAUGCGUUCUGUCUCUCUCUGAGAUGGAUCACAGAGACACAGACUUAUAUGAAGACUACCAGUCCCCGUUUGAUUUCAAUGCAGGAGUGAACAAAAACUACCUCUACCUGUCCCCUAGUGGGAAUUCGUCUCCACCUGGAUCACCUACUCAGAAACUUGGUUUGCUGAGGACAGACCCAGUACCCGAGGAAGGAGAAGAUGCUGCAGCCACACUCAGCGCCACCGAGGCGCUCUCGGAAGAGGAGCAGGAUGAGCUGAGAAGAGAGCUGGCAAAGGUGGAAGAAGAAAUCCAAACUCUGUCUCAAGUGUUAGCAGCAAAAGAGAAGCAUCUGGCAGAGAUCAAGCGGAAACUUGGGAUCGGGUCACUUCAGGAGCUAAAGCAGAAUAUUGCCAAAGGGUGGCAGGAUGUGACAGCCACGUCCGCAUACAGGAAGACCUCUGAAACCUUAUCUCAGGCUGGACAGAAGGCUUCAGCGGCCUUUUCAUCUGUUGGCUCUGUCAUCACCAAAAAGCUGGAAGACGUAAAAUUGCAGGCCUUUUCGCAUUCCUUUAGUAUACGAUCCAUUCAACAUUCAAUUAGCAUGCCUGCUAUGAGAAACUCCCCGACUUUCAAGUCAUUUGAAGAAAAGGUUGAAAACUUAAAGUCUAAAGUAGGGGGAACCAAGCCUGCUGGCAGUGAUUUUGGAGAAGUCUUGAAUUCAACUGCAAAUGCUAGUGCCACCGACACGGAGCCGCCCACAGAGCAGACACAGGAGAGCCUGUGAGAUCGCUACCUUUGUUCCACUACCCACUGCCAGAUGCUGCACGCAAGAUCCAAGCACAUCUUGUCAACAGUCAUUGCUGUGGAUUUCUACCAGAUGUGCUUUUAUUUAGCUUUACAUAUUUCUUUGACCAAAUAGUUUGUGAGUUAAACAAAUGAAAACGUCUUCACUUGCACUCCCAGGAAACACCUUGAAUGUGCAUUCAGGGCCCUUUAUUUAGGGAAAUACUAUUAUUCAGACACAGGUAGUACCUGCAGACACUUGCUAGAAUGAUCGGAGAAGCUGCAGGUGAUCACAGUUGCUUUCCUACUUUACAAAAUUGCUCUGCAUCUGAGAUGCUACUUGGAUCUUUGUUUUCUAGAUGAUUUUUUUUCUCCUUUGACUCUGUAUAUUUGAUUCCUAACUCAAAUUAUUCUUUUAAAUUUUCUGAGUCCUGGUUAUUAAAAAGUUUUUGUGCCAUUUUAUUUACAUUUAAGGGAACAACUUAACAGUUACAAAAAUUUUGUUUUUGAAUAUAAACACUGUUUUUGUAUAAAGUACAUAUCUUGGGUGUGUGAAGAUGCCAGACUAAAGUAAACAGCUUUAAAUCCAAUUUGUUAUAGUUGUGUGACAGUAUAUAUAGUAAUUCCAACUACUGGGUGACUUGGGAGUAGGACCUCCUCAUAUCUAUAACUGCCAUUUGUGACUAAAACCAUUUCAGCAUAUUUGUUAUUUUGCCACUUUAUCAACUUUUGACAAUAUUAAAAUUUUAAUUUCAGAGUAAAUGAACAGUUGACCAAAUAACAGAGUCAAGCCUAUCAGGUUGAAAUAUAGGUGUGCUCAUCAAUGUUCAGUUCAAACACCUGAAGUGUUUUAGGCCUUGAUAGCUGUAAACAUGGUAAGCUCAAUCACAUAAGGGGAAGCAAUGCUGUCUCCAUUUAAUCCAUUUAGCAACUUUAAAAAUAAGCACACAGUUAUGACUGAUAUAACUUGAACAUUUUUCUACUAAGGUGUUGGUGAUAACUCUUGAGGGUGUAAUUUAUUAACAAAAAUGAAUUCCUCAUUCUCUACUUGUUUGCAAUGUUAGAAGUGAUACUGUAGACACUGCUCCUACUUUGAAAGCU
Messenger RNA from Fukomys damarensis (Damara mole-rat), 1914 nucleotides. RefSeq names its product tumor protein D52 (gene Tpd52). Gene Ontology annotation, cellular component: cytoplasm. The transcript is spliced from 8 exons. Gene Ontology annotation, biological process: B cell differentiation. Bases 74 to 814 code for a protein of 246 amino acids. NCBI's taxonomy places the organism in Eukaryota, Metazoa, Chordata, Mammalia, Rodentia, Bathyergidae. The record is from RefSeq and is a predicted model, not a curated record.